Trifolium pratense (red clover) is the source of this 926-nucleotide messenger RNA. Its product is annotated as FCS-Like Zinc finger 3-like. The transcript has 2 exons. Bases 94 to 576 code for a protein of 160 amino acids. NCBI's taxonomy places the organism in Eukaryota, Viridiplantae, Streptophyta, Magnoliopsida, Fabales, Fabaceae. The record is from RefSeq and is a predicted model, not a curated record.
UUUAUAAAUAAACCAAUCUCUCUUACCAUUUUCUCUUACUCCACCACUUUCCUCACUCACCUCUCUUCAAACCAAAAACCCUUUCAUUCAUUCAUGUAUUCAUCAACAGUAAAACAACCUUGUUACAUAGAACAAGACAACGGUUUAGCUUCCUUAAAAGACAUAGAUCUUGUUGGUCACCGUGCCAAUAAUUUUGUUACAAAAUCUAUGAUAACCAUGGGUUAUUCCAAUAGAACUAGCUUCAAGAAUCUUUCUAUUUUGUCUUCACCUAGAUCUGGUGCUAGAAGAUUCUAUGAUACUAGAUUUGAAGAUCAUCAACCCCACUUUCUUGAAGCUUGUUCUCUUUGUAACAAAUCACUUGGUGACAAUAAAGAUAUCUUCAUGUAUAGGGGUGACACACCUUUUUGUAGUGAAGAGUGUAGACAAGAACAAAUAGAGAUAGAUGAAUUGAAAGAGAAGAAUAUGAAUCUUUCUUCAUCUAUGAAGGUUUUGAGGAUUAAGGAACAAAGAAAUUCAACAAACAAGGUUCAAGGCCAAGAUUAUUCCUUUCGUACUGGGACUGUUAUUGCAGCAUAGGGUCUUGGUUGAAGGGAAAAAAGAAAAAAAAUUGUGACAAGAAAAAAAGAAUGGAGAGAAGAAAAGUAACAAAGCCUAUGGUUGGUAUCAUGGUGACUAUCUCAGAAUUACAAUGAUCUACUAUGAUUUUGAAGAAGCUACGGUGGAUCAUCGUAAUUCUGACAGUCACCAUGAUACCAAACAUACACGAAGAAAAGUUUAAAAUUUUUAACUUUUUCUUUGAAUGAACAAGAAUCAAUAGAGAGAAGGGAUCAGUACAGAGAAAGUAGAUGUAAAUGGUUUGAGUUUGGAAAAGUGUGUUUGCUUGUUUUGGAAGAUUCCCUCAAUGAAAUGAUUCUGUUUUUUGGGUU